Messenger RNA from Harmonia axyridis, 1630 nucleotides. RefSeq lists its product as uncharacterized. The record is from RefSeq and is a predicted model, not a curated record. The transcript is spliced from 3 exons. Lineage: Eukaryota; Metazoa; Arthropoda; Insecta; Coleoptera; Coccinellidae. The coding region runs from base 320 to 1513 and encodes 397 amino acids. Gene Ontology annotation, cellular component: extracellular matrix.
AAAGAAUUCCACCAGUGUUACAAAAAGCCUUCUUCUGAGUGCUCACCUAUCUUCGAAUUGUAAUUCGGUCACCAAUAGCAUAUUCUUGCUCAAAAUGUACUUGAGCUGAUAAUCUUGAAAUAUGUGAACGAAAUAUAAUUAAUUUUCGUCAAAAAUUGAGACACCUGAAUUUCGAAUAAUAAGUUGAUUUCUGAACACGUUUUAAUGAUAUACUUUUCCUAUUAAUCUAUAAAAGGAGACAACGAGAGCAAUUCGAUCAGUGGUGUGUGGUGUUACCGAAGUGUUCGAUUUAUUCCGUUGAUGUAAUCAUAAUUUACUUAUGUUCGCGUUUUUGGUUGUUCUCCUUGCGCCUUUUUUGGUAGCGGGAAUAGAGUUGGGACCAAAUUCUGGACUUAACUAUAACCUUAAUCAGGAAUAUGCACACUCCUACGAAGACUAUAAACCAAGGGAUUACAAAUUCGAAUACGGAGUAUCAGAUCCUCAUACAGGUGAUCACAAAUCCCAAUGGGAAAUUAGGGAGAAUGGCGUAGUGAGAGGAGAGUAUCGACUACUCGAACCUGAUGGUACCACAAGGAUCGUUCAGUACACUGCCGAUGAUCAUCACGGUUUCAGAGCAACAGUGAAAAAAAUUGGACAUGCAGUUCAUCCUGAAAGUAUUCAGCAUGCAACGACCUCUCAUAGCACCCCAAUUAUACCACAAAUAGUUCCUAAUUACGACUCAGAACCUGACUACAAAACCUACGACGGUUCAAUAGAAAACUAUAGGAAUAUUCUACCUUACGGAAAUGAACCUAGUAUUCGAAAUUAUGUACAAUAUCCAGCGGUAUCAACAUUACCUCAAGGGGAAUCAUAUAGCGUUCCUAAAGAGGUGCCUUCACAGCAUGCUAUCCCACUGCAAAUCUCUUCUGAAGGAUCACCACAUCAUUUAUUAGCAGAAAACUCUGGAAUUGAACCAUAUAGCAUUUCCACCGGUGUACCUUUACAGCAUUCUAUCCCAGUGCAAACUUCUUCUGAAGGAAUAUCACUUCAUUCAUUAGCAGAACACCUCGGUUUUGAAUCUACAUUGCAGAAAGAGUCAUAUAGUAUUCCCAACGUUGUACCUUCACAUAAUCUAAUACCUGUUCAAAUUUCCUCUGAAGGAAUUAUAAAAAAUCAACAAUAUGUUUCCAGUCAACCACAGAAUUCAGUUUUGCAAGAACAAGUACCAUUAGAUCCUAUCAAACUUAUUUCUCCUAUUCAAAUGCAGCAACAGUUAUAUUACUCAUCUCCAGUUUCUGAUAAUGUUGGCUACCCAUUACCAAUUCAAGUUGAGAAUAGGGGUUAUCACGAAAGAAAUUACGUUAUUGCAAAUAAUCAGCAGUACCAACCAAUAUUGGGACCUCAAACAAUUGGCAUCAGAAUCGAUCAUCCUCACGGAGAAUCUUCUUCUUCUUACUAUGGCACAACUGGAAAUUCUGAAGAUGAUAGAGAGUAUAAAAGCCAUGGAGUUUCGAGGGAAAUAUCAGGCUGGUGAUUCGAAUAAAAUAUAUAAUAGUAGUAAAAGCGAAGUUUGCGAUGAGAGUAUUUUUAUAUAUUGAGUUAUAAAUAUAAAAUAAUAUAAAUUAGUUCAAUAAAUGUUAUUGUUGCGUUC